AUGAAGAAGGACCAAGCAAAUGCUGCUGAAUCUAAGAAAAAAGUCGACGACCUGUGUGCUAUGCUAUCCGAAUACAACAUGGUGGAAAAUCCUUGCGAAUGGCAGAUGGAUUUUGGUGCCUACCGCCAUGUUUGUACUAAUAAGGAGUUAUUUGCUGCUUUUGCUCCAGCUCAAGGAGGAGAAAAAAUCUACAUGGCAAACUCAGCUACUGCAAAAGUAGAAGGAACAGGAAAGACAAGUUGUGUCGGAACUUCUCAACAAAAUAGACGAGUUGAAAGAGAACACAGACACAUUCUUGAAGUAGCUAGAGCAUUGCGAUUUCAAGCACAACUUCCUAUUGAAUUUUGGGGAGAAUGUGUUUUGACUGCGGAUGUAAUUUUUCAUGAACAUAUUUUUCCUCUUAGAACUGGGAUAUUCCAUGUUGACACAUCUAAGGCCUCAAUAAAGGAUGAACCCCUCGCCUUUUAUGAUACAUCCCUUCUCAUCCAACAGAAAUCCCCUUCGCGUGACAAUAACAAUUUAAAUGUACACCAGGACAUUAUUGUGGACACCGUAAACAAAAGCUCUCAUGAUAAUGUUGUGGACAUGGGGAGUGCGUCUCAAUCUGCAGGAAUUCCUUCAUUGGAAACUGAUGCUUUAGGUCGUGGUCAUAGGGAAAAACGACCCCCUUCUCAUUUGCAGGAUUAUGAUUGCACCUCUGGAAAAGAACACAUCCUAUCUCGCCAAAGGGUCUCCUCAGGUACUCCUUAUCCUCUUGCUAACUUUGUCACUUGUGAUAAUUUUUAUAAUACCUACAGGACUUUUCUUGCUUCUAUUACUUCGGGAAAUGAGCCUCGCUCUUUUCGGGAAGCAAUGAAAGAUCCUCAUUGGCGGGAUACUAUGCAAAAAGAGAUUGAUGCAUUAGAGAAAUGGACUGAAAUUGAAUAUUUUGUGAAUCUCAAGGAUGCAUCAUCGUCGCUGAGGGUUUCUAUCAAAAGUUCUGUCAUAGCUGGAGAUUUAGUCUGCCUAGACUUAUCGCAGUUGGUGAUUUCUAAAGCUUGA
Messenger RNA from Capsicum annuum, 1041 nucleotides. RefSeq lists its product as uncharacterized. Gene Ontology annotation, molecular function: nucleic acid binding. Bases 1 to 1041 code for a protein of 346 amino acids. The record is from RefSeq and is a predicted model, not a curated record. Lineage: Eukaryota; Viridiplantae; Streptophyta; Magnoliopsida; Solanales; Solanaceae. The transcript has 4 exons.